This is a messenger RNA of Dama dama (fallow deer), 5467 nucleotides long. It is a transcript of the gene ASAP2, whose product is annotated as ArfGAP with SH3 domain, ankyrin repeat and PH domain 2. Gene Ontology annotation, cellular component: cytoplasm. Gene Ontology annotation, molecular function: protein binding; GTPase activator activity. Gene Ontology annotation, biological process: positive regulation of GTPase activity. The transcript has 28 exons. The coding region runs from base 42 to 3068 and encodes 1008 amino acids. The record is from RefSeq and is a predicted model, not a curated record. NCBI's taxonomy places the organism in Eukaryota, Metazoa, Chordata, Mammalia, Artiodactyla, Cervidae.
CGGCGGCUGCCCCGCGGCCGGCCGCCCGCCGCGCCGAGGCGAUGCCGGACCAGAUCUCCGUGUCGGAAUUCGUGGCCGAGACCCAUGAGGACUACAAGGCGCCCACGGCCUCGAGCUUCACCACGCGCACGGCGCAGUGCCGGAACACCGUGGCGGCCAUCGAGGAGGCCUUGGACGUGGACCGGAUGGUUCUCUACAAAAUGAAGAAAUCCGUGAAAGCAAUAAAUAUCUCCGGGCUGGCGCAUGUGGAAAACGAGGAGCAGUACACACAGGCGCUGGAGAAGUUCGGGGGCAACUGCGUGUGCAGAGAUGACCCGGACCUGGGGAGCGCGUUCCUUAAAUUUUCAGUGUUUACAAAGGAGCUGACGGCGCUGUUCAAAAACCUGAUUCAGAACAUGAACAACAUAAUCUCCUUCCCUCUGGACAGUUUGCUGAAGGGGGACCUGAAAGGAGUGAAAGGGGAUUUGAAGAAGCCUUUUGAUAAAGCUUGGAAGGACUAUGAAACAAAAAUAACCAAGAUAGAAAAGGAGAAGAAGGAACAUGCCAAGCUCCAUGGGAUGAUCCGCACGGAGAUCAGCGGGGCUGAGAUCGCAGAGGAGAUGGAGAAGGAGCGGCGCUACUUCCAGCUGCAGAUGUGCGAGUAUCUGCUGAAGGUCAAUGAAAUUAAGAUUAAAAAGGGAGUGGAUUUACUUCAGAAUCUGAUCAAGUAUUUUCACGCUCAAUGCAAUUUUUUCCAGGAUGGACUGAAAGCAGUUGAAAGCCUCAAACCUUCCAUUGAAACACUUUCCACAGACCUUCACACAAUCAAACAGGCCCAGGACGAAGAGAGAAGGCAGUUGAUACAGCUCCGAGAUAUUCUGAAAUCGGCAUUACAGGUUGAACAGAAAGAGGAUUUGCAGAUGCGCCAGAGCACGGCCUAUAGUUUACACCAGCCUCAGGGGAACAAGGAGCACGGCACGGAGCGCACCGGCAACCUCUACAAGAAGAGCGACGGGAUCCGAAAAGUGUGGCAGAAAAGGAAGUGUUCGGUGAAAAACGGCUUUCUGACCAUUUCCCACGGCACCGCUAACCGGCCUCCCGCAAAGCUUAACCUGUUAACCUGCCAAGUGAAAACCAACCCUGAGGAGAAGAAGUGUUUUGACCUAAUUUCACAUGACAGGACGUACCACUUUCAAGCUGAGGAUGAACAGGAGUGUCAAAUAUGGAUGUCUGUGCUGCAAAACAGCAAAGAAGAAGCUCUAAAUAACGCAUUUAAGGGAGAUGACAACACAGGGGAAAAUAACAUCGUCCAGGAGCUGACGAAGGAGAUCAUCUCGGAGGUCCAGGGCAUGACGGGCAACGACGUGUGCUGUGACUGCGGGGCGCCAGAUCCUACGUGGCUCUCCACCAACCUCGGCGUUCUCACCUGCAUCGAAUGUUCCGGGAUCCACAGGGAGCUGGGCGUUCACUACUCCAGGAUGCAGUCCCUGACGCUAGACGUGUUAGGAACGUCCGAACUGCUGCUUGCCAAGAAUAUCGGGAACGCAGGCUUCAAUGAAAUCAUGGAGUGCUGUCUCCCCGCUGAGGACUCGGUCAAACCCAACCCGGGCAGCGACAUGAACGCAAGAAAGGACUACAUCACUGCCAAGUACAUUGAGAGGAAAUACGCAAGGAAAAAACACGCGGAUAAUGCGGCCAAACUUCACAGUCUUUGUGAAGCUGUGAAAACAAGAGACAUUUUUGGAUUACUUCAAGCAUACGCCGAUGGUGUGGAUCUUACAGAAAAAAUCCCACUGGCCAAUGGACAUGAGCCGGAUGAGACUGCCCUCCACCUUGCCGUCAGGUCCGUGGACCGGACUUCUCUCCACAUUGUAGACUUUUUAGUUCAGAACAGCGGGAACCUGGACAAACAGACGGGGAAGGGCAGCACGGCCCUGCACUACUGCUGCCUGACGGACAGCGCUGAGUGCCUGAAGCUGCUGCUGCGGGGCAAGGCCUCCAUCGGCAUCGCUAACGAGUCAGGAGAGACACCACUGGACAUUGCCAAGCGACUCAGGCACGAGCGCUGCGAGGAGCUGCUAAACCAGGCCUUGUCUGGAAGGUUUAAUUCCCAUGUUCACGUGGAAUAUGAAUGGCGACUGCUCCACGAAGACCUGGAUGAAAGCGACGACGACAUGGACGAGAAGUUGCAGCCCAGCCCCAGUCGGCGAGAAGACCGGCCUGUCAGCUUCUACCAGCUGGGCCCCAGCCAGCUGCCGUCCAGCGCCGCAGCUCUGGCGAGAGACGCCGGCGGCCUGGCCAAGGACAAGCAGAGGGGCUUCGUGCCCAGCCUCCUGCAGAACGAGACAUACGGUGCCAUCCUGAGUGGCAGCCCGCCGCCCACCCAGCCUGCGGCCCCCGGCUCAGCCAGCGCCCCCCCACUCCCCCCGCGGAACGUCGCCAAAGCUCAGCCAGCCUCCUCUGCUAACGCCCCGUGGAAGACAAACUCUGUAAGCGUGGACAGUAUAAGCCGGCAGCGAUCUUCGUCAGAUCCGCCCGCUGUCCAUCCACCGCUGCCCCCUCUCCGCGUGACAUCUACCAACCCCUUGGCUCCCACGCCACCCCCUCCGGUGGCCAAAACGCCCAGUGUGAUCGAAGCCUUGAGCCAGCAGAGCAAGCCAGCCCAGCCUGGACUCCCACCCAGCAAAGCCCCGCCACCCUUGCCGCCCCAGCCGCCCAGCCGCCUCCCCCAGAAGAGGCCUGCUCCCGGGCCUGACAAGUCAAGCCCACUGAUUAACAAAGGCCAGCCGAGAGGACCUGCAGUGGACCUCUCUGGAACAGAAGCUCUGGGUCCUCUGUCCAAUGCCAUGGUCAUGCAGCCCCCUGCGCCCAUGCCCAGGAAGUCCCAGACGACCAAGCUGAAGCCCAAGCGGGUCAAAGCCCUGUACAACUGUGUGGCCGACAACCCUGACGAGCUGACGUUCUCCGAGGGGGACGUGAUCAUCGUGGAUGGCGAGGAGGACCAGGAGUGGUGGAUCGGCCACAUUGACGGAGAUCCAAGUCGCAAGGGCGCAUUUCCCGUGUCUUUUGUGCACUUUAUUGCUGACUGAAUUGCUACUGAAGAAAACACUUCUUUUAAAAGUCAUGUCCUGUUUCAUUUUGGUACCAGUACUCUUGCCAGAUAACCUGUCUCAUGACUUGUACCCUACCCACUUUCUCUAAUGCCACUGUUCUGCUUUAUAAACUCAAAAGGCAAUUUAUAUAUAUAUCAAUGAAUUGUUUUUAUAUUUUGUGUUUUUCAUGAAACAUUGCUAUACUUUUAUUAGGAAAAACUCAAUUUCCUAAGAGGUGAACUGAAAAGUGAUUUUUUUUUUUCCUGAAAAGUGAUUUUAACUACAUAAUCAAGCCUGAAUCUACAGCAUUAGCUGAACCUCAAAGUAGUUUGGACUGUUGGGAAGAAAUGCGUCCUGCUUUUCUUGGCCCAUUUCUUUAGUCGGUGACCUUUAACACAGUUAUUCUUUUUAGGAAGCCGGUAAACUUUUGCUUUCCAAUUCUGCAGCUAAUCUGCACUUUCUAGAUAAAAUGCUUCAGUUCACCUUUAAAGACUUAAAAAAAAAAAAAUACCUUGAAAGAUUUCCUUUGAAAUCCACCCAACAUUUAUUUAAAGCAACUUGGGAGUGUAUACGUAAGCGUUGUAUUUUCCAGCACCUGGUGUGUGAGGUUACAGCCGUCAUUGUAUCCUGCAUGAGUGUGUAAACUAUUGUGAACAAGCCUACCUAAGCCAACUAGGGAUGGUUUGCUAUGGCAUACGUCAGCUCCAGAUUGUAUAAAACUGCAUUUCCUGAAUUCGGUUGAAAACUAAAGAUGACGGAUUGCGACACGGUUCUUCAAGCUAGUUUAUACGCUUUAGGUGUCCUGGGAUUCGCUUUCUCGAGCCCCCUGGUUGCAGCCAGAGUACCGUCACUGAGUCCUCGCUGUUUCCUGUCCAGUGUACCGCUGCCUUCCCUUCUAGCUCGAGAGAAUGUUUCCUCGAUUUAGUGUCUUGUCUUCAUAGAAUAUACCAACAGGAAUGGUAGUUACACUGUCUUGCAAUUUAAUCUGUCCACUUGUUUGUAAUCACGAACAUAUCAGAAAUCUGUAGGUUCCAGGUAAUAAAAUAACCCCAGACAUCCGGACUUCCUGUUGAAGUCCAUCAUAUCAUUCUUAAACUUAAGCUACUAGAGGCAGGGGGGUGGGGGUUAGGUUGUAUACAAUAAAAUAAAAACUCAUUAGGUUUAAUGAACUUGACUAUCAUACCUCUACUUAGUCAUGGUGGGUGUAAGAUUCAGAGUAGGUAUGUUGAAAAAUUUGGCGCUCUCUGAGAAUAAAUAGGCAUAUAAUGCCCACUUAGAUUUUUACCAAAAGCGGUAAAUUUAAGGAUAGGCUUGGAAAGCAAGGUGACAAUGCUGUUUCUGCAUGUCAUGAUGGUACAUUUGAUUGAAGCAGCCUGUCUUUAUUAUGCAAGACUCUUGUUGAGUGUAGAGCUUUUUUUUUUUUUUUUAAAAUUUCAUUGUUUUGUUUUUUUAUUUCACUGAUAUUAUAAAGGAAGACAGAACAAACUGGAAUGUUUUAUGAUGUUGUAUGGCAAUUUCGUUUUUUACCUUUCAAAGUUCCGGGUAAAAAUGUGUUAGAUCUGUAAUUAAAGUCUUUAUUUCUUUUUUUUUUAAGCACUACAUCUGUUUUCACUAAUUGUUCGUUUCUGUUUUUGAACCCUUCAUUAGUUAAUUCUCUCAUAGAUUGAAGAACAUAAACAGAUGUUUUGCACAGUGCACUUCAUAUGUAUAUUUUAGCACAGCCCUCCCACAUCCAUACCUUAUAAUCAAUCAGCCUUUUGCCUACUUGGUGCCAGCUAUAUAAGGAAUUAAUGUUGAUCCAUAUCAACAUUGGAACACCAGUCCCAAACUGAUAUAUCAGGUUCACUGGUACAUACAUAAAUAUCUAGGAAAUAUUUUCCCAGUCUACAAUUUGGUGGUGCUAUUGUGCGGUAAUUAAUAUUACUCUUGCCGGAGGAGAAAUUAUAUUAACUUCCCUACUAAUGAUGUCCUUUCCUAGUUAUUUGCUCUUUGCAAAUUAAAAAAAAGCAACUGAGAAAAAGGAAAACACUGUAGAUAAUCUAUUUAUAUUUAAAGUUUACGUUUUGUGACCUCAGCUGCAGGAUUCUGGCAUUUGGCAUGCCAUCCUCCAUCAGGUCUGACCUCUAGGGAUGGCAACUCAGAAAUCUGUCUACGGACUAAUGGUUAGCGUGUGAUCUGUGAAGGGUGGGAACCACGACUGCAGCCUGGAUGCUAUCUGAGAUGUAUGAUAUUCAAUUCAUUCACUCGAUUAUUUCCGUCUAGUUGCAGCGCAACUGUAUAUAUUGUAUAACCUAAAUCAGUUAUUUUCAUUGUCCUAAUUAGAGCAUGUUUAAUAAGUUUACUCUUCUUGUUAACUAGUCAUCUGACUGGAAAAAAAUAAAAUACUUUUAAAUGGA